Molecule: messenger RNA, 900 nt
Organism: Laccaria bicolor S238N-H82
Lineage: Eukaryota; Fungi; Basidiomycota; Agaricomycetes; Agaricales; Hydnangiaceae
Exons: 3
Coding region: 1-900 (299 amino acids)
Source: RefSeq, a predicted model, not a curated record
AUGGCAACAGAGAAGAUCACUCUUAAUUUUUGGGUUCCCGCGGUGAUGAAAGGCGUUUCAGCACCAUACACUUGGGUUCAGACCAUAGUCCAACAGGCAAUUGAUACUGAGCCUUCGGUGAAUUUAAUUUCUAUGCCAGCCAGCUAUGAACCCACUUGGGUGCAUAGGCUGGUCAAAGAUCUCAAUGGAUUCUACUCCAGCGAUACACACCAUGGCAAGGUCAUACCCUUCUCUUCCCACAACUACCUGCCUCAUCUAGAAGAGGCUGUAACAUAUGAUCACAAAGUCAGACACAUGACGUAUGAUGUGAACAUUCAAAGGGAGCAACUAGCGACUGCAGCUGUGGAUAUAAUUCGUGCAUGGCUGCAAUUUCCGGUGACCCCAAAAGCAAUUGCUCGGUGGAUGUUCAUUGCUACCAUUAGGAAGGCUAUUGACCGACACUCCAUUUUUUUGCUGGAGCCUGUUUGGACUGCAUUUCAAAGCCCACUUCUCGCGUUGGAGGGCAACAAUGAAGGAUACAAUAAUCAUACUGAAAAGCAUCCAAUAUGGUCAGAAUUUGAACUUCGUUUGAAACAGCAUCCACUAGGAACCCCACAUUCCUGGCUCUCAGAGAAGUUGGACUUUCUGCAUGGAGUUGUUAUGGAUUGGUUUUCCGAGAGCCAGAUUGAUACCAAGGCUAUCGAGAAGGCACAACUCAGAUUUACCCAGGCGCGAUCUGAAAUAAAACUCAUAGAAGCCAAGAAGUCAACCAAGUCCAAAAAAUCAAACGUGGACAUCAUAUCUCUUCCCCAGUCCAAAGAUAAUAGAAGAAUGAUAUUUGUUGACUUUCUGAGACGAGGAAUGCCCCUGCUCAGGGAUGGAGUCUCUGCACACGUGAAGAGUUCUGACAAGUUCCUCUGA